AUGGAGGGAAUAAUGAAGUACUCCACGUCGCCUCCCAUGAGCCGUUGCGCUUCGCCUCUAUCCGUUAGGUCGUCCAGCUCAUCUUUACCAAUGCCAGUGACAUACAGGCAAGAUUGCUUUGGAGCAACCACCAAAUUUUACAAAUAUUUAAGAAAGCUCCUCAAGUUCGACCAGAUGGACUUUGAGUUUGCAAGUUGGCAGAUGAUUUAUUUAUUCACAUCACCACAAAAAGUAUACAGAAACUUCAAAAGUAGAAAACAAACGAAAUCUCAGUUUGCCAGAGAUGACCCAGCUUUUUUAGUCUUGCUAGCUCUUUGGCUCUGUGUGUCAUCAAUUGGAUUUGCCAUUGUCUUGGGACUUGGAUUCAUCCAGUUUACAAAAUUUCUUUUGUAUGUUAUAUUUGUUGACUGCAUCGGAAUGGGAAUUUUAGUGGCUACCGUUUCUUGGGUGAUCACAAACAAAUACUUACGCAUAGAUCAUUCUCAAGAUGUAGAGUGGGGCUAUGCAUUCGAUAUACACUUGAAUGCAUUUUUUCCCCCUUUGUUUAUCUUGCACUUUGUACAACUCUUUUUGUAUAACAUUUUAAUUGGUCAUGACUACUUCUUUUCACGUUUUGUGGGUAACACCUUCUGGCUUAUAGCUGUAAGCUACUACAUUUACAUAACAUUUUUAGGAUAUGCAAGUGUAGAAAUUCUUCAAAAUACAAAUACAAUACUGCAAGCAGCAAUGCCAGUAACAGUGCUCAUUUACAUUGUCACAUUAGCUGCUGGUAUAAAUAUGAGUCAAGAAAUGAUGAGAUUCUAUCACGAACGAGUUGUGUAAUGAGUUUACAUUUAGUGCUUCCAAAAGUGGACUGCUGAGGAAAAGAUUAAGUAAUUGAGUUUUUUUUUUUGUAAACUAUUAGUCACAUAAUUUAAGGUUUUUUCAUCCAAGCGUUGCGCGUGUGAUUCUUACGAAAAUGUAAGCGUUUCAGUAGGGACAAGGAUGGUUAAAUAA
Molecule: messenger RNA, 996 nt
Organism: Copidosoma floridanum
Lineage: Eukaryota; Metazoa; Arthropoda; Insecta; Hymenoptera; Encyrtidae
Gene: Unc50
Product: Unc50 RNA binding protein
Cellular component (GO): Golgi membrane
Source: RefSeq, a predicted model, not a curated record